AUGCUUUCGGCCAACAAAGCACUUGCACUACUCGCUGCUCUACUGCUUUCUUCCGGAUCUGUGCCUUUGACAUUUGGACACAGUGGUGCGGUCACGCCUACACAAGAGGCCGCUCCGCAGGCCAAAGAGAAAGAGCUAGUGCGCGCUACCACUAGCUUCGUUGAUGGUCGCGACGGUGAACGGACCGAAGAUGAAAGGAUUUCGCUGGAGGAGUUGAUCAGAUUCGAAGGCAUCGCUGAUGAAGUCAAGGCCGACGUCAUGAAGUUCCUCCCGAUAUUCAAGUCUUACAAUGAGAGGAACAAGGAAGCGUUGGAUGUGUACUCCAAGAUGAAAAAGCUUGAAAGCAUGAGCAAGCGAAAAGCUUUUGCCUAUAGCGAACUUUACGAUGUGUAUUUGAAUAACCGUAGGGCUUUUGAAGCGCAAGGUAGGUAG
Molecule: messenger RNA, 432 nt
Organism: Peronospora matthiolae
Lineage: Eukaryota; Oomycota; Peronosporomycetes; Peronosporales; Peronosporaceae
Source: the annotation of a GenBank genome assembly